AUGCCCGAGCCCUCAAAGUCCGCUCCUGCCCCGAAGAAAGGCUCCAAGAAGGCAGUGACAAAGGCCCAGAAGAAGGACGGCAAGAAGCGCAAGCGCAGCCGCAAGGAGAGCUACUCCGUGUACGUGUACAAGGUGCUGAAGCAGGUCCACCCCGACACCGGUAUCUCGUCCAAGGCCAUGGGCAUCAUGAACUCCUUCGUCAAUGACAUCUUCGAGCGCAUCGCCGGCGAGGCUUCCCGCCUGGCGCAUUACAACAAGCGCUCGACCAUCACCUCCAGGGAGAUCCAGACGGCCGUGCGCCUGCUGCUCCCCGGGGAGCUGGCCAAGCACGCGGUGUCGGAGGGCACCAAGGCCGUCACCAAGUACACCAGUUCCAAGUGAGCCCGCCCACCGCGGAACGUUCGGUCAGUCUCGGCCCACACCCCAAAGGCUCUUUUCAGAGCCACUCAGUCUUCCCAAAGAGAACUGGCACUCACUGUUCUUACAGCAGGUAUUUCUUACUUGCUACAAAGACGAUUUCCAAGAUUCCUUUAGCCUUUUUAGAAACUAAUUUUGGCUCAAGCCUCUAAUCCCGGUUCGGGAAACCGAACCGGGUGGCUCACCUGAGGUUAGAAGUUCGAGACGAGCCUGGCCAACAUGGUGAAACCCGUCUCUACUAAAAAUACAAAAAAAUAGCUGGGCGUGGUGGCGGACGCCUGUAAUCCCAGCUACCCGGGAAGCUGAGGCAGGAGAAUCGCUUGAACCUGGGAGAUGGAGGUUGCAGUGAGCCGAGAUCGGGCCAUUGCACCCCAGCCUGGGCAGUAAGAGCGAAACUCUGUCUCAAAAAAGAAAGAAAAAGAAAAGAAAUUAAUUAGCACUGCAGUGUACUGCAUGUUGCAGCAACGCUUGAGACAAUUUUAUAUCUGAAGAAGGAUGAGGUUUAUCAUCAGACAAACCUAGUAAAGGGAAAAUUAAGUUCCUGUUGACCCCAAAGAAAACAUAAUACUUAAGUGUCAACUGGUAAAAUAUCCACAGUGCUUCCGGCGCUCUGUCCCUAAACUUCACGUGUACUUUAGUAAUGAAGCAGUUGGCACACACAGAAACGUACAAAUCGACUUGUUUGUUUUGAGAGUGGUGCUGUUUCUCCUCCCUUGUCCCCAGUUUGGAUUUGCUAAAUAUUAAGAUAGAAAGGCAGUUGAAAAAAGUUUGAACCCAGUUUACAGCACCGUACACGUCAGUCGGGCUGAGUUGAUGUCAAUGGCCAAUCCCGACACUGCGAGGGCAGUUUGAAACUUGGCCACCGUUUUCUCUGGAAGAGAAAAAGAAGAUUCACAGAGAGCAUUAAGAAGGCCCAUGGAUUCAGAAAGCUCAAGAUUUGGCUAAAAUUAAGAGUCAGCAACCAAUCUCCAGAACUAUCUAUAGCCACCACUUUUCACAUUAAGAUGAUCCUUCUCAAGCCAUCAGAGAACUAAGUGACAUCUGCAAUGAAAUGGCUUCACCGCUUCUGUCCUCGGGUAAUUCUGCAAUCUAUUUUUGCUGGAUCCAAUCCCUGAAGACCAUCCUGCCUUUCUAAGGGAUGCUUCUCUCUUUCAGCUACCUUCAUGUCUUUUAAUGCAAUUGUUGCUUCUUUCUGUCCUGGUGUUGUACUUUGGCAGUGGUCACACCCAUGGAGCACAGACUUCUACAAGGCACAAGGCAUGACUUUGAUUUUUCUGUUGUAAUUUGAUGGAAUUGGCCAGGCGUGGUGGCUCACGCCUGUAAUCCCAGCACUUUGGGAAGCCAAGGCAGGCGGAUCACCUGAGGUCAGGAGUUGGAGACUAGACUGGCCAACAUGGCAAAACCCUGUCUCUACUAAAAAUACAAAAAUUAGCCAGGCAUGGUGGCGGGCGCCUGUAAUCCCAGCUAUUCGGGAGGCUGAGGCAGGAGAAUCGCUUGAACCAGGGGGUGGAGGUUGCAAUGAGCCGAGAUCGUGCCAUAGCACUCCAGCCUGGGUGGCAGAAUGAGACUCUGUCUCAAAAAAAAAAAUAAUAAUAAUAAUAAUUGAUGGAAUUAAGAAAUAUUGAAAAAUAUAUACCAUUCACUGUGAGAAAAAAGUUCAACUCCUCAAACUGGGAAUCUCAGUCCAUUUUAUGUAUGAAGGUGAUGGCCUGCACUAACCUUUUGAGGCUGCUAUCAUCCUAUGCCUAUUUUAUGGGUGAAAAAAUUGAUUGACAGAGAAAGGGAGCAUUUUCAGUAUAUCACCUAGAGAAUCAGUGACAGGGUCAGUCUAUGAAUCUUGUGGUGGUGGGUGGACUUCACUGUAGAAAGGAUAGAUUCCAUGAUCUUUUGUACCAUCAAAUAAAAUACUUACAAACAAAUGAGAA
Pan troglodytes (chimpanzee) is the source of this 2342-nucleotide messenger RNA. It is a transcript of the gene H2BC15, whose product is annotated as H2B clustered histone 15. Gene Ontology annotation, cellular component: nucleosome. The coding region runs from base 1 to 381 and encodes 126 amino acids. The transcript is spliced from 3 exons. NCBI's taxonomy places the organism in Eukaryota, Metazoa, Chordata, Mammalia, Primates, Hominidae. The record is from RefSeq and is a predicted model, not a curated record. Gene Ontology annotation, molecular function: protein heterodimerization activity; DNA binding; structural constituent of chromatin.